AUGGCGGGCAUAGAACAACUCGAGAUCCAUAGCAAGUCCUACAUUGUGCGAUGGGUCAAAGUCGAAGAAGGUCACACUAUCUCAUGGAGUUUGCAACCUCACAAGAAGUCAAUCAACUUCGGCAUCGUAAAGCAUCCCGGCUCCGGUCCGAACAAUCUAGCCUCCUCGGCCGCCAUUGACGAACUCAACAACACCUUCGAAAACCUCGAGGCCGGUGGGAAGGAUGUCAAGUCCGGCCGUGGAGGCUUCUCUAAAAAGGACUCCAGCACCGCGCAGGAGCAGUUGAGCAGCAAGGGUUUCAUACUUAUGCGGUGGCAUGGCAAGUGUGAGGCUGACAAGGUGUCCAUGGGGACGUACGACGUACCGCCUGGUCAAGGGGGCAUGUUUGGGCUCAUAUUCGACAACACGUUUUCCAAGACUACGGGAAAGACAGCCACCUUUGUUUUGUUGACUUUCCCGACUGGUCAACCACCACAGACUGCCCACCAUAUCCCGAACCUGGGAACGGGCCACCCAGUUGCGGCAGCCAGCAAAACGAGCCUCGGAAAGCCGAGCCCACGCAUCGGAGCCGCAGCAUCCGAGUCCGUAGACAGCCUCCAGAGCCAUGGAAAGAAUAGAUCUCAAUCUAUCGCCGGUCGAAGUGAAGCAGGAGUAGCGCCCUCGGCCGCGUAUCAUACCGGGAAUCUGCUCAAGAGACGGAGAAAGAAGGGCCAAGGCUUUGCGCGACGCUUCUUUUCGCUCGACUACUCAUCAUGCACCUUGUCGUACUACUAUAACCGCAACUCUUCUGCGCUUAGGGGUGCAAUUCCACUCAGUCUUGCAGCCAUCGCUGCGGACGAGAGACGACGAGAAAUCACCAUUGACUCUGGGGCUGAAGUGUGGCACCUGAGAGCUUCCAAUGCCAAGGACUUCAGCGAUUGGGCAAAGGCACUGGAGAAAGCCAGCCGGAUCGCACGUGGCUUAGAGUCAGAACCAGUUCCAGAGGGCGUUGUGGCGCGCAGCGAUACGCUACAGGUCAACACACAAGUGCCAAUGCGCACUGGGUACUCGCCCCAGGAAGAAGCUCGUGAAUGGGAGCAAGUCGAGAUCUUGGUGAGCCGUGUCGUAGGCUCUCGAGAUGCCCUCAGACGGCUUGUCAAGGAUAUCUCUACAAAGAGACAGAGCAGUGCCCGUCCCACAAGCUCAUAUCUCUCACCGGGGGGAACGCCCAAUGGUGAGGACGGCGAUGGUUACUUUCAGCAGCCCCAACAAGAUCAAAGGCGUUCUUUCUGGAGGCGAAAAUCUAGCGCGCCACCGAUGAGUCCGCAAGUUUUCCAAGCUGUACAAUCGUCUGCUCUGGCAGUACCUUCGCCUAGUGCCGCAUCUACGGCAGCUGACAACUCCAAGUCGGCGCAGGAAGAACGGAAUAUCCAAGAUCACUGUACCUCACUACUCAAUGAUCUCGACGCGGUUGUCUCGGAAUUCACCACCCUAGUUGCAAAGAGCAAGCGACGACGUACCCCGGCGCCCGGCUCCGCUGUGGCAUCCCGCAUGAGUUUCGAGUCUACUGCGUCAACAGAUGAGUUCUUUGAUGCCGAAGCAGGUGACACGGACACUAGAAACCAGGUCAUGGUCAUUGACCGCGAAGGCGAGGAAGACUCGCAGGGAUCCGAAGCGGAUGAAGCAUCGAUACACUCGUCCUCUUCCGUUUCCUCAGAGGCUGACGAUGAUGGCACUCUUGAUCCAGAGGGAGCAGCAGCGCUGUUCCCGGCGAAACCAAAGUCAUUGCACCCUCUACCUGUGGGUAUUGCUGUCGAGCGUCGAAAGACUAUCCCUCCUGCAACAGUCCCGCCUCCAUCUCUCAUUGCAUUUGCAAGGAAGAACGUGGGCAAAGACUUUAGCACAAUCAGUAUGCCCGUCUCUUCGAACGAGCCUAUCUCACUCCUCCAGCGUACAGCCGAGCAGUUGGAAUAUGCGCAGCUCCUAGACAUCGCAACACAACAAAAAUCGCCCAACGAGCGGCUGCUGCACGUUACUGCUUUUGCGGUAUCUCAACUUAGCGUGAACAGGGCUCGGGAACGCGCAAUUCGCAAGCCGUUCAACCCGCUACUGGGUGAAACGUUCGAGUUAUUGAGGACGGACAGCGAGGUGCCAGGAGGUUUCAGACUUAUCGUGGAAAAAGUAUCUCACCGACCCGUCAGGCUGGCAAUGCAUGCGGAUGCAGCCUUGUGGUCUUUCACUCAGACGCCUGCGCCCGGCCAAAAGUUCUGGGGUAAGAGUGCAGAGAUCACCACUGAGGGCAAGGUCCGCGUGGCAUUGAGAUUACCAGAUGGAACGGAUGAGCACUACUCGUGGUCACACCCAACCAUGUUUUUGAGGAAUGUUGUCAUGGGUGAGAAAUACGUCGAGCCGGUGGGCAAUAUGACCGUGACAAAUGAGUCGACCGGUGCCAAAGCGCAGAUCGAGUUCCGUGCCAAGGGCAUGUUUGGCGGCCGCGGCGAGGAUGUCCAGGCCGAUAUUAGCAGUGGCGAUGGCUCUCAGACUGGACUUGCAUUGACCGGCACUUGGACGGGUAGUCUGAAAGUCACUGAGAACGGCAAGGCACGCAAAGGCAAUGACAUCUGGAAGGUUGGGGACUUGGUUCCCAAUGCCGUAAAUACAUAUGGUAUGACGGCAUUUGCAGCCACGUUGAACGAGAUUACGGCCAUCGAGAAGGGACGCCUACCAGUAACUGAUACGAGAUUGCGUCCUGACCAGCGUCUCGCUGAGCAGGGUAAACUCGAUGAAGCUGAGGAGGAGAAGGUGAGGCUCGAAGAGGCGCAGAGAGCCCGGAGAAGAGAAUUAGAAGAGCGUGGAGAGCAAUACAAAGCCAAGUGGUUCUCCAAGGCCGCCGGUGAGGAGGACGGCGGCGAGGAGGUUUGGAAGAUGAAGACGGGCAAGGAUGGAUACUGGGAGACUAGAGAGCGAGGCUUCCAGGGAAUCGAGGAAAUCUUCUAG
This is a messenger RNA of Pestalotiopsis fici W106-1, 2976 nucleotides long. RefSeq lists its product as uncharacterized. Gene Ontology annotation, molecular function: sterol binding. Gene Ontology annotation, biological process: piecemeal microautophagy of the nucleus; maintenance of cell polarity; exocytosis. Bases 1 to 2976 code for a protein of 991 amino acids. Gene Ontology annotation, cellular component: intracellular membrane-bounded organelle; cytosol; perinuclear endoplasmic reticulum. The transcript is spliced from 2 exons. The record is from RefSeq and is a predicted model, not a curated record. Lineage: Eukaryota; Fungi; Ascomycota; Sordariomycetes; Amphisphaeriales; Sporocadaceae.